Molecule: messenger RNA, 1444 nt
Organism: Olea europaea var. sylvestris
Lineage: Eukaryota; Viridiplantae; Streptophyta; Magnoliopsida; Lamiales; Oleaceae
Exons: 2
Coding region: 181-957 (258 amino acids)
Biological process (GO): response to red or far red light; negative gravitropism
Source: RefSeq, a predicted model, not a curated record
AGUAAAGUAAAGAAAAUAGAAGCGCCAUCGUCAUCUUUCUCGUCAUAUUCCUCUCUCCAUAUUCCUCCAAGGGUGAAUAAUUGGGAGCUCACAAUUCUUCGGAAAUCAAAAGAGGAAUAUGUUGUUUUGUCAGCAUUGAAGUCGCAAUUAAUCCAAGUCCACAUUGAUUGGAAGCAGGAGAUGGAGAGAAGUCAGUCCUGUGUGGAUGCCUUGCAAGAGAAAGAUGCAAAGAAUGAAUUAGGUGUCCUCUGGCGUAGAGUUAAAACUGCUGCAACAUUAUUGACAUACUUGAAAUCGAAAGCAAGAAUCAUGGCCAUUCCCCAUAUGGCUCAUAUUGUUUGUGGUAUCAAACAACUAGAUGGAACAGGCCUUGUCGAUGAAAAUGGUGUACCGUUGUCUGUCUCAUCUAGAAAUAUAGAUCCGUCUUCCUUUGACAGUCCGGAUGGGGAAACGUGGACUGCACUUGGCAGUCAUCAUGGUUCACUCGAUGAAGAUGAUGUAGUUUAUAUAAAUGAAUUAUUCAGAAGUGUACAUAUGGUUGGAGAUGUGAUGGAAAGCCUUGUCAAGAGGGUAAUAGUGGCGGAGUCUGAAACUGCGAUUGAGAAGGAGAAGGUAACCGUGGGGCAGGAAGAAAUUAAAAGAAAGACCCUCCAAAUUGAAAAUAUGUCUUUGAAAUUACAAGAGAUGGAGCAGUUGGCACUGGGCACUAAUUGUAUUCUGAAUGAAAUGCGACAGAGGGUUGAAGAUUUGGUUAUAGAAACGUCUAGACAAAAGGAAAAAGCUGCAGAAAAUGAACAGGAACUCUGUCGCGUUAAGCAAGACUUCGAAUCUCUAAAAACCUAUGUCAGUAGUCUGAUUAAUGUAAGGGAAACACUUCUUUCGUCAGAAAAGCAAUUUCAGACUAUUGAGAAGCUCUUUGAAAGGUCAGUAUAUUUUAUUUUUAUUAUAUGUUCAUGAAAUUCUAGUCAACUUUUUUAUAACCUCUAUUUCCUGUUAAUGUGAUGACAAGUUGUUUUUUAUUUUCUUAUCUUUAAUUUUGUUGUCUCAUCUGUAGUUAUAGAUUUUUGCUUGCAACUUCUUCAGCUGUAGGUUGUCAUUUGAGUAGUUUAUAUCAGAAGAAAAUGGAAGAAGUUAUCAAAGGAGCAAAAUAGUGGGUAAAUGAAAAAGGCUCUUUUUAAAAUUUUCUUGAUAAAAGCCGCAAUUCGUUAGUCAAUUAAUUGUAACUAGAGAAUGCCCCUCUGCUGAGUUUUUCUUCUUCCUCUGAAGUUCAGAAAAAAUCUGACUCAUAGAAGUAUAUGAUUAUGGUUUUUGGAAAUAGAUUCAGUGGGGACAAAGUGAACAAGGUCGAAGCUUAGGCUAUGAAUGAGUUGUGUUGCUAGUGUAGAGAACCUUUGGUAACUGUGAAACUUUAUAAAUACCAUUUGUUUGAACAAAGAAAACUGUA